This is a messenger RNA of Tarenaya hassleriana, 319 nucleotides long. Its product is annotated as TATA-box-binding protein 1-like. The coding region runs from base 23 to 304 and encodes 93 amino acids. Gene Ontology annotation, molecular function: DNA binding; RNA polymerase II general transcription initiation factor activity. Gene Ontology annotation, biological process: DNA-templated transcription initiation. The transcript has 4 exons. NCBI's taxonomy places the organism in Eukaryota, Viridiplantae, Streptophyta, Magnoliopsida, Brassicales, Cleomaceae. The record is from RefSeq and is a predicted model, not a curated record.
ACAGCGUUUUGCUGCUGUCAUUAUGAGGAUCAGGGAACCAAAAACAACGGCUUUGAUUUUUGCCUCAGGAAAGAUGGUUUGCACAGGUGCAAAGAGCGAGCAGCAGUCAAAACUUGCCGCUAGGAAGUAUGCUCGGAUCAUUCAGAAGCUUGGGUUUCCAGCUAAAUUUAAGGACUUUAAGAUUCAGAACAUUGUGGGAUCCUGUGACGUCAGGCUCGAAGGUCUUGCGUACUCCCAUGGUGCUUUCUCAAGUGCGAGUUAUAUUACCAUUGUCUCUUUUUUACAGUCCCUUUCUCUUGUUUAGGGUUUCUAUCUGUAA